CAGAUCAGUCAUUGAUCGGCAAUGCUCAGCGUCGGACACUCCACGUGGCGAGACGCGUGUGCCCAUAGAAUCCAAAAAUAUAGGAAUUCUCAUACGAACUUGGGGCUAUAAAAAGCUCACGUUCUUCUUCAGGGCAUAUUAAUAAAACGUUACCAAUCGUCGAGUAGAUAAAAAGUGCAUUCAACCACGUCGGUCGGAAGUAGUCCGAGUGAACGUUUUAUUCAAGUUAAAUUAAAAUAACGAAAUUCAAGUAACUUAUCGCCAUGUUUGACGAAAAACAGAGUAUAAAUGGCACUGCCUCAGCUGUCGUUGAGAACGAGUGCCCGACGACGUCCAAUGGCCAUCUCGUUUUACAGGAGACUGAGGCUGGGAGAGUGGAGGCAUCCGCCGAGGAAGAUAACUCACUGGAUGCCAUUCUGGUGCGAAUUGGGCAAUUCGGGCGCUUUCAGUUGGUCAAUUAUGCUUUACUGUGUGUGCCCAUGGUGUUCAACGCGUUUUUCUCUAUCUCUUAUGUCUUCACCGCCAGCACAGUGGUGCAGAGAUGUAAUAUCACACAAUGCGAUAGUCCAGACAGCUUGUAUGAGGCGCCGUGGCUGAACUUUACGGUGCCGUAUAAGAACUCCGCGUGGGAUUCAUGUAGUCGUUAUGUGAGCGUACCGGAGGCGCAGUCUUUGUCCUCUAGCUUGCCCUCAACUGAGUUUUGCUCAGAGGAAUAUUUUGACAACAAGACAGAGAGAUGCGGCACAGAUUUUAAAUUUCGCGAUGAAGAGAAAACCAUUUCCACAGAGUUCAACAUAUUUUGCCAAGACGAGUGGAUGCUCUCCCUGGUGGGCACCAUAAAUAAUGUGGGCCAGUUUGUGGGCAUACCUCUGGGUGGCUAUUUCGCAGAUCGCUAUGGUCGUCGCACAAUGCUGGCCAUUGCUGGAAGUCUGAGCGCUCUAAUGGGCAUCAUACGUUCAUUAUCUACGAACUAUGCCAUGUUUCUGUGCUUCGAGUUCCUGGACAUGGCUGUGGGCAGCACGCUGUUCCCCACAGCCUUUUUGCUGGCCAUCGAACUGGUCGGCCCGAAGCGCCGUGUCGCCGCAGCAACGAUCAUCACAAUUUUCUACUCCAUCGGCGAGGCGAUGCUGGGCGUCUUGGCGGCCUACGUGCAGGAUUGGCGCUGGCUGCUGCGAGUGCUCUAUGCGCCAGCCAUCUUGCAUGUGCUGCUGCUCUGGAUUCUGCCGGAGAGCGUGCGCUGGCUGCUCUGCCAGGGCGAGGAGAAGCGCGCUGCGGCAGUGCUGAGGCGUGCGGCCGAUAUCAAUAAACGGCCGCUGCCCGAGGCUCAGGUGGAAGAGCUGCUCAACAACAAUCGGCAAAAGCUGCAGCAGGCCAACGAGAGCCAAUAUCCCAUCAGCCAGGCAGCUCGCCUCUUCGCCUGGCGCAUUGCCAACUGCUGCUUCUGCUGGUUCACCCACACGCUGAUUGCGCUCGGACUGAGCCUGAACUCGGUGAAUUUGGGCGGCAACAAGUACAAUAACUUCAUGUUCAAUGGCUUCGUGCAGAUUCCCGGCCUGAUUCUGCCUCUGGUCAUCAUGGACCGCAUUGGCCGAAGGUAUUCCUUGUGCGUCUCCAUGCUGAUCUGCGCCAUCUGCAUGGCAUCCUCCGCUGCAGUCGGACCGGAUGACUAUGCGGGCUCCUUGACGCUGUUCCUCAUCGGAAAGCUGGCGAUUACGUGCAGCUUUCAGAUCUUAUACUUCUUUACCUCGGAAAUCUUUCCCACAAAUGUGCGCAAUAGCCUGCUCUCGUUCUGCUCAAUGAUUGGACGUAUUGGCUCUAUGCUGGCGCCGCAAACUCCUCUGCUGGCCAAAUACUAUAAGCAUGCGCCGUCUAUACUCUUUGCCACCUUCGCCUUGGUCAGCGGCUUUCUGACACUUGGCUUUCCCGAGACGGCCGACAAAGUGCUGCCCACCACAAUGGAGGAUGCGCGAGACUUGGAUGCACCGCGUCAGCACUCGGAUUUACCGGAUGACAGUGAGGAGCAGGUGGCGCCCAGUAAAAUGUGUUAAUC
Messenger RNA from Drosophila navojoa, 2050 nucleotides. Its product is annotated as organic cation transporter protein. Gene Ontology annotation, molecular function: transmembrane transporter activity. Lineage: Eukaryota; Metazoa; Arthropoda; Insecta; Diptera; Drosophilidae. Gene Ontology annotation, biological process: transmembrane transport. The record is from RefSeq and is a predicted model, not a curated record. Gene Ontology annotation, cellular component: membrane.